Molecule: messenger RNA, 1463 nt
Organism: Bursaphelenchus xylophilus (pine wood nematode)
Lineage: Eukaryota; Metazoa; Nematoda; Chromadorea; Rhabditida; Aphelenchoididae
Source: the annotation of a GenBank genome assembly
AUGAUGACGUUUGGGUUCCUCCUGCUGCUUCUUCCGCUCUGUUACGGCGGGUACUUGUCCUCCGACGACAUCCUAAGGAAUGUAAAGAAGGCACAUCCCGACCGCACUUAUGUGAAACUAAGUGGGGAUGACUUCUUAACCUACGCUGCUAUUGCAAUCGUUGGGAACGAAAAUGGGCCGAUCAACGAGUUGAAACGUAAGACAAUUAUAUGCGCCCGGCCACAACUGGAUAGGGAACAAAAACGUCCCAUGCGCAAGUGGUAUCCCAAAAAGGGCUAUUGUACGGUGCAAAAAGCAGGAAAUUGCAUAGUGCAAAGCAAAAAUUUUUUCACACUGUGCAGCCAAAAUCAUACCAGCGACUUUGCGAACGAGCAAAUAUUCCAAAAAACGUACGUUUUGAACGCAGUAGGAAUAGAGAUGGCAAUCGGGCCAGGCCGUUUGUUUGCAACUUCUACAGUACCUUCUUUUUAGUAAAUCGCUCCACUAGCUUCGCCGAUGCAUCUAUUCAUCAUAACGAAACCUUUGAGGUAUGUAGGUGUUUUUUUAACUUUUUUGGCUCACCAUAAGCACUUUCUUGCAGGCCGAGGAACACUAUUUGAUUUUUCCUCAACAUAAUUAUGAUGAAUUUUUCCACAAGACGUUUCAACUGUCACCAAGCGGUCGUUACAGAAAGGUCGACUUUGAACACAGCUACUAGUAAAAACAUUUAACGUAUAUGAGUAUCUUUAUAGCUUCAUCCGUUGCCAAACAAUGGUCAGUAUGACUCCUCAGCUUCGAGAGCGUGUUUUUGGUUUACAUAACUACAUCAGCAUUAAUCAGACGCAUGCUGUUAAUAUAAUCGAUGCCGACGACUGUAACGUCACCGACUUUAACCAGGCAACAAAGACUUUUAAGUACGAUGAUAUAUCUUCUGAUUUUUCGAAGCAAAUUCGUGACACUUAUGAACUUUGCUGGGUAGGUGUCGUCAAGUCCAGCCUCUGUUAUUCUCUAGGACCCCAAAAACCCCGACAAGUACUGUGUACAGGAUAAAUACGCUAAUGAACUGGUCCUGGUUCCUCGCAAACUUCCGAUCUACCACACAUUGAAUGCAACUGUCUACGCCGAAUGUUGUGGGGGAACUUGGAAGUGUGACAAGUACGGUUCCCGAUGCUCCAACUUCAUCUACGACCACAUUACCGGGUACGCGUUUCGCAUUCGUUUCAUGCUUAUGAAAACGUUACAUUUCCAGUGUAGACUAUUACUUUGACGAUCAGUCCGACUGGACCAUCGACAGCUUCAAACGACCGCUGUUCCUGAUUGCUGAGAUCACCAAUAGUACCAAGUUCCAUACGGUAACGCGGAAAAACUAUAAGACUUCUACUACUACAACGACCACUACUCCCGCUCCAAAGUCUGCGCCACCGCAGCCGUCUGGAAAUUGUUGUGGAAGAUUCUCCUUCUUCUUUGAAGCAAUUUUUGGCUGA